Molecule: messenger RNA, 2732 nt
Organism: Hydractinia symbiolongicarpus
Lineage: Eukaryota; Metazoa; Cnidaria; Hydrozoa; Anthoathecata; Hydractiniidae
Product: serine/threonine-protein kinase 40-like
Exons: 6
Coding region: 517-1869 (450 amino acids)
Biological process (GO): protein phosphorylation
Molecular function (GO): ATP binding; protein kinase activity
Source: RefSeq, a predicted model, not a curated record
GCAUGAGCUAUGGCGUCAUAACCUAGGUAUUGGAAAUAUUUUGAUGUGGCAUUAUACUGCAGCUAGCAACAUCAAAAGUAAUCAAGUAUAUUAUCUGCAUGAGUGGUCUGCAUGCACGGCGAUACUUAGAACUGAAAGUUUUGAUUUAGAACUGUUUAUAAAUAUUAACGAAAACGCAAAUUAAUUUCCUAGCUCACAAACUAGAAGCUAUCUGACUACACUUGCCUGGAGAGAGCUAGAUGUAUGGUUAGUACAUAGUACAGCAUGCAUCAUUGUUCUGCAAAAUUUGUAUUAUGCAUUGAUUUGAUGUAUAGUUGGAAAGUAAGCAACACAGGUGCCUUAUUCAUCAUUUGUUUUGCUUAAAGAUCUGGAAUUUUGAAUAGAAUUCACGCAUAAUUGAACACAGUAUUACUUCAUAUGAUUAGCACAUGGUUUUAAGCUGGUGUGAUUUAAAACUUUUUUCACAACCAUUGACUUCCAAUUAAGUAUUAACUUGAGUUAAGCUUUGUAAAAUCUAUGGCUGAGUUAGAACCACCAAAUAAGAAACAGAAAACAGUAGAAAUGGAUGAAGAGGGAAGUAGCCACAAAAAAGUUUGUAAAAAAUGCACUGCAAACAGGGCAUCCUUAAAAUAUGCUGGACCUUAUGUUCUUGGCCCAGCUAUUGGGAAUUCUCCAGUUAAAAGUAUUACACAAUGCUUAGCACGAAAAAUGGGAACACAGAAGUUUUAUUCAUUAAAAUUACUCACAGUUCGUGAUGGACCUAAGAAUCAACAUGAUGUGAAACAAGGUAAAAUGUUGAUCCAUGCCGAAUACUCAAUUCUGUCAUUGUUACAUGACCAAAAUGGUGUUAUUCAUACUCAUGGAUUAUUUGAAGACGAAGUUGAGGAACCAUUAUCUGAUAUCCGAAACAUUCCCAAUGUUCAAUUAAACAAAAAACCCAAAAGAUGUAAAAGAUUAUGUUUAGUUCUAGAUUGUUUAACAGCUCACGAUUACGGCUCAACAAGCCACGACCUGAUUAAUUUGCAACAUUAUGUUAUAAAGGAAAAGAAACUGCCCGAAAAAGAAGCACUUGUUAUUUUUUUAGAUAUUGUGCGGGUAGUCAAUGACUUGCAUGCAAAAAAUAUCAUUCAUCGUGACUUGAAGUUAGGAAACAUUGUCUUGAAUAAAAGGACAAAGAGAAUUACAAUAACAAAUUUUUGCCUUGGUAAACAUCUUGUUCGUGGUGAUGAUUUGUUACAUGAUCAACGUGGUAGUCCGGCAUAUAUUAGCCCUGAUGUUUUAAGUGGAUUGCCGUAUUCUGGAAAGGCAUCUGAUUUAUGGGCUCUCGGUGUUGUGUUGUUUACGAUGCUGUAUGGUCAAUUUCCAUUCUAUGACAAUGUUCCUCAUGAAUUGUUCAGGAAAAUAAAAUCUGCAGAAUAUACUAUUCCUAAUGAUAGAAGAGUGUCAGAUGAAACAAUAUUUCUAAUUCAUCGUCUUCUCACAUUGGAUCCUGCACAUAGAAUACAAGCAGUCGAAGCUCAGUCUCAUAUCCAAAGGACAAUUAAUACAUGGUAUUGCUCUUCAAUGUUAAAAGAUGAUAUUCAAAUUGUACCAGACAUCGAUCAGCAAGAUGAUUCUAAAAUAUCAGAAGAGGAGACUGUGUCAACUGAUCUGGGAAGCUAUACCGAGUCAGAGAAAAAACCUACUACACAACCAAAAACAGUCAGAUUAACUGAAACUGUAAAAAGACACGUGCAAUUAUUUCCCAAUCUCCACAGUAUGCCUACGAGAUCACCUGUUAUUCAAAGAUUAAACCAGGACGCGCAGAUGUUGACUGAGAAUGAAAUAGAAGUUUAUAGUAGAAGAAACAUAAUUAGAUUUUGUCAUUGAUUUGGCAGCAAAAUUGUUGGAAUUGAUAGUGGCGACCAUGGCAGUCUGUGAUUUAGUCUCGCACCAUAGUUUUACAGUGCAAAGUAAUAUAUUUUUUAAGCAAAGUAUGUACGAACAAAGAAGAUAUUUUUUCACCAAACUUUUGAUAUGAAAUAAACAGCAGUAUUUUUUCAGCUAUAAUUUGUGUGCGUACGAUUAUAUUUCAACUUUAAGUAUAGUUGGUUUUUUACACGGGUGCUUUUUUUCAUUUUCAUUUUUUUUUUUUUUUUAUUAACAGUAAAGAAAAAGCAGUACAAUCUUUUCUGUUAUAAAACUUAGAAAAAAGUUAGGGAUUUUAAAGAAAUAUGGACGGGAUUUCAUGGUUUGUAUAUCUAGAAAUUUUCAUCUGUGUCAACCGAACAUCUCAUUUUGUGAGGAAGCUUUUACUAAGAUUGGGUAGGACAAAAAAGGUUGAAUUGGUCGGUAUAUAUGUCAGAAGUUUUUGAUUUUGUAGAGUAAACUGCUUUAGGCGUCUACGAGAUUGUUUUGUAAUAAAUAUAGCUUGAUAAGCAAUCUUUUAGCGCCAUCUGUACGUAUAUACAUAUAACCUUGUUACAAAUAUUUUUAUAUAUACAUAUAUUAUGGGUUUUUUUACAGUGUGAUGUAAACUCGAUUGUUUUCCUGUAAAUUUUUUCUCACCUGUUUUAUUUAGAACAAUAUUUUUCAUUUCAUAUUCGUUCGGCUUUAAAACGAGGAAAGUUCAAGCGAUGCUGCUGAAACAGUAAUUCAGUAACUUUGGCUUCAACCUUUUUUUCCCGUGAUAAUUUUUCUUGUUUUUUGGUGAUACCUCCUAAUUUUUGAAAACAGAAAAAGUAUUAACAUAA